Messenger RNA from Schizophyllum commune H4-8, 228 nucleotides. RefSeq lists its product as uncharacterized. The transcript has a single exon. The annotation marks the transcript as partial. Lineage: Eukaryota; Fungi; Basidiomycota; Agaricomycetes; Agaricales; Schizophyllaceae. The record is from RefSeq and is a predicted model, not a curated record.
UUCUUGGCUGACCGAACAACGACCCUCCGCUUCGAUGACUACAGCUCGCAGGAGGCAUACCCCGUCCCCACUGGCGUCCCUCAAGGCUCUCCGCUAAGUGUCAUCCUAUAUCUCAUCUAUAGCGCGGGCUUGCUGCGGACGGGAGACGGCAUCAUGGGCAGGGCGGACAUGACCCUCGGCUACAUCGACGACACCGCCUAUGUCGUAGUCGGUGACUCGGUGCACGAG